GACUCCUCCAACAACAUGGCGUCCACAGGCCUCCACGUGUUUGGUGUCCUCCUGGCGUGCGUCGGCUUCCUGGGCGACAUCGUCAUCUGCGCGCUGCCCAUGUGGAAGGUGUCCGCUUUCAUCGGCAACAACAUCGUGACGGCGCAGGUCUUCUGGGAAGGUCUGUGGAUGAACUGUGUGAUGCAGAGCACUGGACAGAUGCAGUGCAAGGUCUACGACUCCAUGCUGGCUCUGCCCCAGGACCUGCAGGCUGCCCGGGCCCUGGUGGUGGUCUCCAUCCUGGUCGUGCUCUUUGGGCUCCUGCUCUCGGUCGCGGGGGGGAAAUGCACCACCUGCAUCGAGGACGAGGCCUCCAAGAACAAGGUGGCUGUGGUCGCGGGCGCCGUCUUCAUCGUGGGCGGCCUCCUGGUCCUCGUUCCUGUGUGCUGGUCCGCCAACGCCGUCAUCAGGGACUUCUACAACCCCGGCGUGGCCGACGCCCAGAGAAGGGAGCUGGGCGCGUCCCUGUUCAUCGGCUGGGCCUCAGCAGGACUCCUGCUCAUCGGCGGCGCGCUGCUGUGCUGCCAGUGUCCACAGAGCAAAGACACCAGAUACACGGCCAAAUACUCUGCACCGCGAUCAGCGGCCGGCGCAGGAGCCUACGUUUGACCUGCUGCAAGUAGAUUUUUAUUUUUUAAACACCUGCAUAACUGUGGAGGCAGGGCCACAAUCUUGUCUUUUUAAUCAAUUUCAAACUGUUUGAAUUUUUAAUAAAUGAGUUUUUUUAUUA
Messenger RNA from Betta splendens (Siamese fighting fish), 769 nucleotides. Its product is annotated as claudin-like protein ZF-A89. Gene Ontology annotation, biological process: bicellular tight junction assembly; cell adhesion. Lineage: Eukaryota; Metazoa; Chordata; Actinopteri; Anabantiformes; Osphronemidae. Gene Ontology annotation, molecular function: structural molecule activity. The record is from RefSeq and is a predicted model, not a curated record. The transcript has a single exon. Gene Ontology annotation, cellular component: bicellular tight junction; plasma membrane. The coding region runs from base 16 to 648 and encodes 210 amino acids.